UGAUUUGCUUCGCCUCCCUCCAAUAAUUUCUCGCUCUCGCUCUCUCUCUCCCUGUCUGUCAGGUUGCGGUCGAGUGCGAGCGAAAAGGAGGAGGUUUGGUGCUCUGAGACUUCUCUUGCUGUAUUUGGUUUGAUUGCCAAAGGGGUAGGGGAGUCUCGGCGCGCUAGGAGAUAUCUCACCAAGUUCUUCUGCUUGGAAAUAUGGACCAGCGCAAAGAACAUUCAGUUUCAGAAGGCCUAUUGAGCGUCUCAUCAAACAAAUUGGUGCCCAGAGCUGGAACAAAUUUAUGGAAAGGUCCAUCCAGCUCCAGUGCAUUUUAUGGAUCGGCCGAUGCUAGUCUUUUCUCUAGCUCGUUGCCAGUAAUUCGGCAUGGUAAAUAUUCAGUACAUGGUGUUCAUUCAGCUGACAAUUCAUCUUCUCAAUUGAAAACACACAGUCAGUAUUUGGAGGGCGAGUUCAUGGUGGAUGAGCUGGACUUCCAAGAGGAUGAGGUCUUGUUGCCUAACAAUGAGGAAGAUCUUUUAGCUGGCAUAAUGGAUGGUUUUGACCUUACAAACUUGCCUAAACUAGUGGAUGCAUCAGAAGAUUGCGAUCUUUUUGGUAGUGUUGGAGGUUUUGAAUUGGAUUCUGGUCCAACAGAGAGCAUUACUGCUAGUAUGGAAAAAGUAAGUAUAUCUGAUAGCUAUGCAGAGAAUGGGAUCAGUCAGCACAUUCUUCCAAAUGGUUUUGGGACUGUCUCUGGUGAGCAUCCAUAUGGCGAGCAUCCUUCAAGAACUUUGUUCGUACGGAACAUUAAUAGUAACGUUGAAGACUCGGAACUGCGGUCACUAUUUGCGCCGUAUGGAGACAUCCGAAGUCUUUACACUGCUUGCAAGCACCGGGGAUUUGUUAUGAUAUCUUAUUAUGAUAUACGGGCUGCCAAAAAUGCUAUGCGUGCACUGCAAAACAAGCCCUUAAGACGGAGAAAGCUUGACAUCCAUUUUUCUAUUCCAAAGGAAAACCCAUCUGACAAAGAUAUGAAUCAAGGAACCCUUGUGAUAUUUAAUUUGGAUUCAUCAGUAUCAAAUGAUGACCUCUUUCAAAUAUUUGGUGUUCAUGGGGAAAUAAAAGAGAUUAGGGAGACACCUAACAAGUGGCACCAUAAGUUCAUUGAGUUCUAUGAUGUCAGAGCGGCAGAAGCUGCACUUCAGUCAUUGAACAAGUGCGAACUAGGUGGCAAACGAAUAAAACUGGAACCCAGUCGCCCUGGUGGAGCUCGAAGAAAUUUGAUGCAACAAACAACUUAUAAUUUGGAUCCUGUUGAAGCCAGGGUUCACCAACAUCAUGGAAAUUCUCCUGUAAACAGUUUUACAGGUACAUGGUUCCAAUUCAAUAGUCCGAAUGAGUGCAGUCCAUUCCAACAAGCUCUCUGUAAGACCCCUGCUGGGAGAAUCAUAAACUCUAUAGGUAGUGACUGUUUGCCUGGAUUAAGUACCAUACUAUCUCCUGUGAUGUCAAAUUCUACAAAAGUUGGACUAAUUAAGGACCAAGAAAAGGUUAAUUAUGCUGAUCAGCUGUACUCUGGUAGCAAUUCAUCUCAUGAAGGUAAGUUUCAGCAUUGUGGAUCACCCCGGGAUCAUAAUAGUGGAAUACUGGCCUCAAGUCCUGGUCCUUUGUCUUCUUUGGGUCCUUCAGCUUCAAAUGUGUCAGGGUUUGGAUCUUUGACUGGAUCCCAGUUUCUUUUCGGCAGUCCAACUUCUAACAUGGAUCAACCCCAGUCUUCUUGGAGAUCUCCAGUUACGGGACUUCCUUUCCCAUCAAAUGAUAGACAGCAAAGGCAGAACAUUUUCUAUUCAAAUCAGCAUGACUCAUUUCCUGGGUUAUCCCAUGGUCAGCAUCAUUUGGUGGGAUCAGCACCUCCUGGUGUUCCUUUCAAGAGGCACUACAGUUACUUUCCUGAGACACCUGAAACAUCUGUCAUGAAUAAGGUUGCAUUUGGAAAUAUGCAGGUUACCCAAAACAGUGGAAGUGGUCCUACUGCCUUGUGGAAUCCAGGAAUUGUUUUAACAGGAAACAUACCAGAUAAUAGUUCGCCCAAACUAAGAAUGAUGCAGUAUCAGAUAUCUGGUCCUAACUUCUUUGGUAAUAACCAGUAUCCUGGUUCAGGUUCAUUUGGCCUUCAGGGCCACAGUAGACAGUUUGAUAGCCAAGGGAGUCAAGAUGAUAACAAAAAGAGGUAUCUGCUUGAUUUGGACAAAAUUGUUAGAGGCGAAGAUACAAGAACAACACUGAUGAUCAAGAACAUUCCAAAUAAGUAUACCUCUAAGAUGCUGUUGGCUGCAAUUGAUGAAAAUCAUAAGGGUACUUAUGAUUUCCUGUACUUGCCAAUUGAUUUUAAGAAUAAAUGCAACGUCGGUUAUGCAUUUAUAAACAUGGUUUCUCCUUCACACAUUAUCUCCUUCUAUAAGACAUUCAAUGGGAAGAAGUGGGAGAAGUUAAACAGUGAAAAAGUUGCCUUGUUGGCAUAUGCCAGAAUACAGGGUAAGGCUGCUCUUUGUGCACAUUUUGAGAACUCAAGUUUGAUGAAUGAAGACAAGAGAUGCAGGCCUGUUAUCUUAUAUUCUGAGGGAUCAGACAACAUUGAUCAGAAACUGAUCCCAUUAAAUGGUGUGGACCUUCAUGUGCAUCAACAAGACGAGACCAACUCGGUGGGAGAUUCAACUAAAAGUCCUGUCGUGGGAAGCUAACGAGAAGCUAAGAUAAGUCCACUGUCCAUUGAGGUGGAAACGUUUUGGACGGGUGACAAAGUCUGACAACAACCAGGCUUUUUUUUGUAUAAAAUGCUAACUUAUCUGGAGUUUACACCAUCAAACAAGAUUCAUGAGAGAAAAGAGCGGGUGCAAUUGUGUUAUAUAGGUGCUUCUGCUUUUUAAAGCAAUGGAUGUGCCGACGCCGCAUCUACCAGAACCCUGUAAAGAUGUCUUGACAUACUGAUGUGGUCUUUUUAUUUAUUUUUGGCGUGUAGAUAGUAAUUCCCAGCAGAUGUUGCAAAGAAAAGUUUUCGAUCCGUCUGCUUGCCUGUAAGCACAUUGCUUACAGUUGUGAUGGUUAUAGCCAUCUCCUUUUGACCUUUUUCUCUUGUUUAGCCGCUUGCAUUUGGAUAUUGGGUUGUACAGAAAGAGACAAUUUUAAUUACACGGUUCAAGAUUAUGGAUAUUAAUUUGCAUUAUUUAUUUA
Messenger RNA from Musa acuminata subsp. malaccensis (wild Malaysian banana), 3216 nucleotides. Its product is annotated as protein MEI2-like 2. The record is from RefSeq and is a predicted model, not a curated record. NCBI's taxonomy places the organism in Eukaryota, Viridiplantae, Streptophyta, Magnoliopsida, Zingiberales, Musaceae. Gene Ontology annotation, molecular function: RNA binding. Gene Ontology annotation, biological process: positive regulation of meiotic nuclear division.